UAAUGGUGAUCAUAAUAAUAACUAUAUUGAAAAUGUUUUAUAUGCCAAGAACUGUUUUAAGUGCAUUCACAUGUAUUAGUUCAUGGAAUUCUGACGUUAACUCUUCUAAAUCAGUACCAUUUACGCUCCUCUUGGCAGGUGAAAAAACAGGUUCAUAGGGACUAAACAGCUUGUCAGAGUUACUCUGCUUCCUCAACCCUGCUGUUUUGUAAUCCAUAGGAAUUGAAGAAGACCAGAUAGGAGAUGGCUCUUAUUUUUCUGGCAGCAACCAAGCAAGAUCUCCUGGCUUCACGGUGCCCCUCUGUGGAUUAUCUGAGUUAUCUGACCUAACAUUCUUUUUCUACCAUAGUACCUCCUUUUGCCCUCCUCCUUGAAAUCAUAAAAAGCUGCCCUUUCUGGCACUUCAUACUUCAUAGUUAAUUACACCUCAAACGUCUCUGACAUAUAACCUCUCUAAUUUUCUUUCAUUCUUUCCCACACUUGUCCAAUUCCUUGAGACUUCCUCAUGCUUCCUCACUUCUCCUUUUCUGUCACUCUAAUCAAAAACCUUCAGAAAUGUUUUGAACACCUACCAUGUUCUAGGCACUGUUCUGAGCCCUUGAAAUAUAUCACUGGAAAAAAAAUAAAAUAUUAAAAUCUCUUCCAGCAAAAAGUUUACAGUCUAAUGGAAAUCAGACUUUUGUGUGUUUGACUUCUACUGUGCUUAUUCCUUGCUACACUUCUUCCCCCAUUAACCCCAACCCCCACUCCCAAAGAGAGUUCAUAGAACCUUAAGAGUUUGCAGAGAACAGUUUUAAAUCUUUUAAUUCUAGAUGGAGAAGUUGAGGCUUAGAAAGAAAAAGGCCUUGACAAGGGAUGUGAUUCCUGGGCAUCUAACUCCCAGGUCAGUGCUCUCUGCUACACAUGCUGACUCUCCAUGUCUGGUUGUCGCAGAUCCCAGACUGAUAACAAGAUAUGGAUCAACUCAUAAACAACUUGGAGGUCCAACUAAAUUCGGAAAGUGGCUCAAUGCAUGUAUUCAGACAGGUCACUGGUCCUGUUCAGAUCACAGAUCCCUCUAAGAUAGCAGACAGACAUAAUAUGACAUCUCCAUCUCUCCUGGAUGCUAAUCCCAUGGAGAACCCAACACUGUUUAAUGACAUCAAGAUUGAGCCCCCAGAAGAACUUCUGGCUAACGAUUUCAACCUGCCUCAGGUGGAACCAGUCGACCUCUCCUUUCACAAGCCCAAGGCUCCUCUCCAGCCUGCUAGCAUGCUGCAAGCUCCAGUACGUCCUCCCAAGCCACAGCCUACUCCCCAGGCCCUUGUAGUGUCCACUUCAACAUCUGACACAGGCACUUCAGCAAAUAUCCCUACCGUUCUGACUCCAGGCUCUAUCCUGACCUCCUCUCAGGGCACUGGUGGCCAGCAGAUCUUACAUGUGAUUCACACUGUCCCCUCAGUCAAUCUGCCAAAUAAGAUGGGUGGCUUGAAGACUAUCCCAGUGGUAGUGCAGUCGCUGCCCAUGGUGUAUACUACUUUGCCUGCGGAUGGGGGCCCUGCAGCCAUUACAGUCCCACUCAUUGGAGGAGAUGGGAAAAAUGCUGGAUCAGUGAAAAUUGACCCCACGUCCAUGUAUCCACUGGAGAUCCCAAGUGACAGUGAGGAGAGUACAAUUGAAAGUGGAUCCUCGGGCUUACAGGGUAUUCAAGGACUACAGCAAGAACCAGCAGCAAUGACACAAAUGCAGGGAGAAGAGUCCCUUGACUUCAAGAGAAGACGGAUUCACCAAUGUGACUUUGCUGGAUGCAGCAAAGUGUACACCAAAAGCUCUCACCUGAAAGCCCACCGCAGAAUCCAUACAGGAGAGAAGCCUUAUAAAUGCACCUGGGAUGGCUGCUCCUGGAAAUUUGCUCGCUCAGAUGAGCUCACCCGCCAUUUCCGCAAGCACACAGGCAUCAAGCCCUUCCGGUGCACAGACUGCAACCGUAGCUUUUCUCGCUCUGACCACCUCUCCCUCCACCGCCGGCGCCAUGAUACCAUGUGAGCGGCACAGACCGUGCUAGAAGAGCUGCACUGGUCUUUUUCCUGUGUGUGUGCUGAAGUCAUGAGGAAACUGUUUGACUUCAGCUUGCCUCUAGGAUGAGAUGGGAGCAGAUCACUGCGCCAGGUUGAUGAGACUAGAGGAAAAGGUAGCUGGUCUCCCAUGGAGGUUCCUCAUCUUCCACCUUCACCUCUCCACUGUCCAGUCCCCAAUUUUUUCAACCUCCACGUGGGUAGAAUUCCAGUGUGGCACUCAUGGUUGCCCCUCCACCCCCAUCUCUACUCUGAGAUAGGACAUCUUCCCAACAAUAACAAAACAGGAAUCAAACUCAAGGCUGUGAACAAACAUAUGCUGCUUUUUUUCCUAUUUUUUCUCUUGUUUUCUGGAAUUAUCUAUAUUUUUGAAUCAGUAUAUUUAAAAGUGUUUGGUAGUGUUCUAAAAUGACUUUUUUCAAGUUCAUAGAUAGAAGAGGGUAUAACAAUGUAGUUGGUUGGUAAGAUUUACAGAGAUUUGGUUCCUGAGUAUAGAGCACAUUCUCAGUAAAUAAGCUGAGUCCCAUACCAAACUUAAAGGUUUUGUAAAUCCAAUCUAUUUCUUCUUAGAGUUUGGUUUUCAGACAGUGCUGGUGCUUCUGCUUCUUAAGUCUAUUGAAGGGAAUGAAGGGAUCUUCUUGUCCUUGUCCUUGUCCUAUUCUUCCUCCUCUUUCAGGAUUAAAGAUUUUGCUGCACAAUUAUGAUAAUCUUUGUUAGGUUAAAUUUGGUUAGAUGCUCAAAACACACAUUGACAUGCCAGUAGGGAGAAAAAUGUUUCAGGAGAGUAUGUUGGGAAGUGAGAGAAACAAUCAGGCCUAAGAUGCUUCUGAAAACAAAUAGAGGGGGACUUUCAUUUGUAUAGGAUAUCUAAAGUGCUGUAAUCACAAACCUCAUUCAAAUGGCAGCCUGUUGAGAUACUCGUGUCUUGAGGGGCUGCACUAUACUGUUUAUUCCUUUGUUUACAUAAAACAACUGUUAUGAGCAUAUUGCAUGAUGAGAAAUCACACACUGGCCAUGUUAUACAGAGGUGAGGGAUUGGAAGAAAAAAUUUUGUUAACUCCUUAUUAGUAUGCAUUCCUGUGCUUCAAACAGAAUAUAAGAGGCUUUUAGUGAAAACUGACCUACAAAAAGCAAUUUGAUGUUCUGUAAUUGCUAUGAACGCCUAAGCCAUUUCUUUUAGCCAUUAUAGCAGGUUGCACAAUAUAUACAUUUGGUUACCCAAUCAGACUGUUUCAUGAUAGUCUCUGCAACAUAAAACCCUCUGUUCCAGGCCCUGGACCUCAGAUCUACCUCCACAUGGCAUAUUUCCUCUCCCGGAGGCGAGGGGGCGUUGCAUCACUUAGUUUUGGACUUGGCCUCUCUCCUAAAGGUUGUCUUCAUUGUGAACCCCUUUUCCUUAGUGGAAAUUCAACGAGUCCCUGCUUUAAUACUUUUUGUUACUACCUCCCAAGGCCGUCCAUUCUGACUAAAUCAUAGAAUUCUAGCACUAAGAGGGGAUCCUAUUAACCAUCUAGUCUAACCCAUCAUUCGUAUUUUACAAGUGAGACAAAUACGGGUCAGAUUCUUUCCCCAGAUGUUUCCUUGAGGCCUUGUAGACCUGCACACCCAUUCUCCCAGGGAUCACAUUAUUAAACCAAAUUAAAGAAAAUUUUAUAUGAUUGUUUUCAGUAUUUGUCCAAUUUUAUAUGUUAUGCUUCAGAAAACUUUAGACCACUCACAACAUCAUUUACCGUUGAUUAAAUAGUAUGUAAAAUGUGCUUGUGGUCAUUGACAUAUAACAUUAGACACAUAAUUUUUCUAUUCUAACACUUUCUAUUAUAUCUCACAUUUGAUUUACCUCAUUUUAACUUAUAAUGUCUUUCCAAACCAUAUCCCUCAAAAAUUCAAAAAUUGCCAUAUUUUUCAAAAUGACAUGUGGAUUUUUACUAUUAUUAUUGUUAUUUUGAUAUAGACUUUUCCCUGACUUUUCGUGUGCAAGUUCCACACUGUAGACUAAUUGCUAAAACACUAGGAAGUAUCUAGGGCCAGUCUGUUAAAGGGGACUUCUAUGUAGCUAUAACACAGAUUGUUAAAGUUGAAUUACCAUUAUACAUAGAUUUAAGCUUAUAAUUGAGUAGUUGAUAAUGGUAUUUCACAGUCAAGUCCAAGGGAUUACCCAUUUUCCCCAGAGUUUGGAUGCUGAGACUCCUUUUCCAGAGUUUAUAACUGACCCAUGCCCCUCAGACCUCAGGAUCUUUUGCAUUGGAGCAUAUGAUCUAUUUAUAAAUAAAGGCUAUAAAACAUACUAUUGUACUAAUUAGGAUGAUCAAAUUAGGAUUUCAAAUAUUGGUAUCCCUGACAUCCCUAAGCUUUUAUUCAAAUUUUUUCCUGCAAAGUAAUGAAGGACUUUGUUAAUGCUUUAUUAAUUGUCUAUAGUCAGGAAACAAUUCUAACCCUAUUCUCAUUACCUUCCCCCCUCCAAAUAAUAUACAAUCCUUCCAAUUAUUUACAUAUUCUUUAAGAAAUAUUUCAAAAUUUAUUAAGAGUAUUUCAUAGGGUACAGGGAUUCAAAUAUAGUACAAUAGAGUACUGCACCAAAAGCAUAUAGAACUUUGCUAAAUAGACAAUGAGAUGGAAAGGAACUGUUGCUCUUAGGUAGCAUUUGGGAUUAAUUGAAUUUUCUGUGCUCACACCAGCAAAGCACCAUUAUGUGGACAGUUUCCUAGGUCAUGGAAAAUGGCCUUGUUCCAUAGGGUUGGAUAAUAUCAUGGGAUUUGUUUCAGUAGAAUUCUUCCAUCUGUAGAUGAUUGGCAGUUAAACAUAACUAUUGAGAAUUAUGAUUGAAAAUUUCAGGAAAAACUAUGAAGAAUGGGAACUGGUUGGGUGGAUUAGGUGGAGGGAAUUAUGGGCAAGACAGAAAGGUUUGUGAGAGUAACUUUUUAAAUAAAUUUUUAAAUUUAGAACAGUUUUAGAUUUAGGGAAAGUUGUAAAGAUCAUACAGAGAGUUUUCCUAUACCUGAUAGCCAGUUUUUCUUAUUAUUAGCAUCUUUCAUUAGUAUGGUACAUUUGUUAUAAUUAAUGAAGUAAUAUUAAUACAUUGUUAUUAACUAAAGUUCAAACUUUAUUCAGCUUCCUUAGUUUUUACCUAAUAUUCUUCUUCUAUUCCAACAUCUCAUUCAGGAUACCACAUCCCAUUUAGUAGUCAUAUCUCCUUAGGCUUCUCUUGGUUGUGACAGUUUCUCAGACUUUCCUUGUUUCCUAUGACCUUGACAGUUCCAAAGAAUAUGUCCCUCAAUUGAGAUUUGUCUGAUGUUUUUCUCAUGAUUAAACUGAGGUUAUGAGUUUGGGGGAGGAAGAACAUAGAAGUAAACUGUCAUUUUCAUCACAUCAUAUUAACAUGACUUAUAAUCUUGAUUUAAAUCUUGAUCACCUGGCUGAGAUAGUGUUUGUCAGAUUUCUCCUCUGUAUUCUUCCCCCCCCCCAGCUUCAUACUGUACUCUUUGAAGGAAAUCACUAUGUGCAGCCCACACUUGAGUGGUAAGUUAUGCACUACAUUCUUGAGGGUAUCUACCUAAAGUUUUUGGAAUUCUUCCUCAUGGGAAAUUUGUCUCUUCUCCCUCAUUUAUUUAUUUAUGCAAUUAUUUACUUGUAUCAGUAGGGACUCAUGGAUAUUUAUCUCAUACUUUGGGUUAUAAUUCAAUACAACUUUAUUUUGUUGCUAAAUUGUUCCAGUUUUGGCCAUUGGGUACUCUUUUGGGUAGAGUCCCAAGUCCUUUUGACAUACCCCAUCAUUUUUUUAGCACAUCCUUAUUUUCUGGCAUUACAAGAUGCUCCAGGCUCAUCUUGUACAUUUUUUUGGCCCACUUCUAUAAUCAACCAUUUCUUUAAGGAGUCCUAGUUUCUUUUAAUGGAAAAUUAUAUUAGAAACCAGGAUCUGGGCCUUAGAUGUGCUUGUCACUACUGGGUAUUGUUGCUUCUUGGCCAUCUCAGCUGACAGAGGAAGGAAAUAUAUGUGUGUACACUAACUCAUGUAUAUAAAUGUAUCUAUAAAUAUUUCUGUAUGUAAUCAUCCAUAUCUUUAUUAAGCUAAACUUGAGUUCAUACUAAUGUCUCCAACUCUAAUCCAUUACCACAUGAAUUAUUCUAACCUGUUUUCUUUGCUUAUCUGUAACCUCCCACUCCAACAGUGAGAAACUUGGCUCACACACUCUGCCAUCUAUUUACUUAAUUGUUCAGUUCCAGUAUACAUGUAUUGUGGUAUCUAGUUAACCUGUACACCUGUGGGAAACGACUAGAGUGUAGUACUUACAUACACAAUAGUAACAUUUUUAGAACUCCAACAGCUCUUUGAAAUAAAGUAAUCUGAAAAAUUUAGAAAUUAGAGAUUUCUCUGAUCUCAGUUUCAGGAAGUUUGGGUCUAUUUUGUCCCCAAAAAGUUUUCUCAAGAACGAAACCAUUGGAAAUUGACCUAACCUUGAAUAAGCCAAGAGAAAUUAUUGAUCCUCCACAGUGUGCUAAUACCUAUAGAGAGAGAUGGACACAGAGGAAAGUGGGUGUGCCCAAUUUAAAGAAACACAUAGCACUAUAUUUUCUCACUGGUAAAUAUGACUUUCUGACAAUAGGGGUGCUACCCUCAGUUACCUCUCUUCCAUAUUUUCCCAUCUCUCACUUGGUUGACCUUAGACAAGUGCAUCACCUCUCUGUGCCUCAGUUAACUCAUCUGUAAAAUGGGAAUCCAAAUAUCUACCUCACAGGAAUGUUGUGAGGAUUCUCAUUAAUGGAUGUUGGCAAGAAUGAUGGGAGAUCCUUAAAUGAACAACAAAAUAUUAUGAUUAUCACUAUAAUGAUAAGUAUAGUACCCUAUAUUUACCCUAGAGAAAGGAGAGGAUUAGGCUUCCUGGGUGAUAAAGAGCUAAAUUUGAGUCAGUAACAAGGAUAAUUGAAGAGUGGUCACUGGAAGCAAUAUUCUUUCUUCUUUUCCUCUCACUUUCUCUACAUUCUUUUCAUUACUAGCAAUAGGAUUCUCAUCUGUUUUCAGACUCCAAGCACAUUAGGGCCUAAAGGAACAGGUAGGCAAAAUCCAUUGCUUUAAAAGCUGCAUUCUUCCCCUUUCCUUACUCUGCCUGGACCAUAUUACAUGUCACCCUAUGAGAAGCACAAAGGGAAUUUCCCAGAGCCCUUCAGACUUUGGCCAGUUUGACUUCACUAGUUACAAUUUCUCUUUCCCCACUGAGAGUACCCUGAACAGUAUAGGUAGGAGGGAAGUGGGAUAGGGUGGUUGGGGUGGGAGUGGGAUGAAGAAGAUAGAAUUUGUACACAUGACAGGAUAUUUCUUUGAUUAUCAAACACUGGUUUCACUUUCCAUUUCCUUUUCUGGUGGUGGGUCAGGGGUAGAGGGAGAGAUACUAUUUUGUUAACUGUUAAGAAACUCUCCUUCUCUUCCAGUUGAUGUUUCCCAGAGGCAGUACAAGUAGUUGUGUUGGACAUUACUUUAUAAAUAUGUUAUAUGUAGUGCUGUUUUUAUUGUAUUCCUGAAUGAAAAGAGGAAGAGAAUCCUUGGUGGUGUCCAUCCUUGUGUUUUGACAGGAGGUCACAGUAGGAAAGCAGUGCCAGAAACUGACUCUUUUGUGUAUGUGUGUGUGUGUGUGUUGGGGAAAGGAGCCUGCAGUAAAGGGAUUUAUUGAAUUUUUUGUCAUUGUUGGUUUGUUUAAAGAAAUUAUAGAACAGUAUAUUAAGCUUUAGUCUCUGUAACUCUUAUGUUUGUGCCUUGUUAUUUCAGGGCUUUAGAGCAGCACCCCGUUUUUCCUCUAUUUUCUACUAGUUCUUGUUCCAGAGACAUGGCUUUGAGGCUAGGAUCAUGAGCAAUCUCUCAUAUACAAGUCUAUUAUGCACCUGGAGAUACUCAAGAAUUGCUUCAGUUAUCAUGGCCACUUAGAGGUUACUCUGUUCUAGCCCAAUGGGACUCUCCCUCUGUGGCAUCUAGGCAGGGUGUGUGCUUGGUUACUAAGCAAUCUUCUGUUUGAUUAUUAUACUUUUUUAUUAAUAAAAAUAUUUUAAACU
This is a messenger RNA of Diceros bicornis minor, 8093 nucleotides long. RefSeq names its product KLF transcription factor 8 (gene KLF8). NCBI's taxonomy places the organism in Eukaryota, Metazoa, Chordata, Mammalia, Perissodactyla, Rhinocerotidae. Gene Ontology annotation, molecular function: RNA polymerase II cis-regulatory region sequence-specific DNA binding; DNA-binding transcription factor activity, RNA polymerase II-specific. The record is from RefSeq and is a predicted model, not a curated record. Gene Ontology annotation, biological process: regulation of transcription by RNA polymerase II. Bases 955 to 2025 code for a protein of 356 amino acids. The transcript has 7 exons.